AUGGCGAAAUCCGAACAUCAACAAGAACUGGGUGGUGCCCAGGCAUUAUUGGAGCUUGGAACCAAAAACAAAGAAGCUGGUUCUAGAAAAGAUGACGACAGAGAUCAGUCUCAAGCCCAAUCUCAGUCACAGGCCCAGCAACCACAGCAAUCACAACAAUCGCAACAGCAUCAAGAGCCGCAGCAGCAAUCACACCAGGCGAAUCUAAACGAGGCCGUCGAGGAUGCCGUCUUGAAAUAUGUUGGCAGCACAUUGGAUGCCGAUUCAUCGAAUAACGGCAAUGUCAGCAAAAAGAGAAAGGUAUUCACAACGGAUGAUAUAUCCAACAUGGAGUUCCAGCAAUGGACCACCGGCUUUUUGGCAGAUGAUUUGCACGACGGAAACGAGGAUGAUUUCACUUUCAACCCAGAUCUCAAGAAGAUCAAGGCAAAGCGCGAUUUCAAGAAGCAGAGCAGUUCUGCUCAGGGUUCCGGGCUCAACGUUGAUCCCGAGUUGACCCAUUUGGGCUCUAGUGAGCACGACCAAUUGGUGCAGGCUGCCAUGAGAGAUGCGCGUGCGCUUUCUGUGCUAGGCCACUUGGAUGCCGACUAUUUGAGACACGUUGGUUCCGAUGAUGUGGAUGAUAGCAACGAGCAACUGGCUGCGCAGGCUGUUGCGCGUGCUGCAGGUGUCAAGGCUGAUUCGGGAAACCAUUCUCUGGCAGAAGCUGCGGCUCUCGUAGAAGCUGCGGCAACAAAAGCAUCAAGUUGGGUCACUACUUCGCCCCAGACAAAGAUAUUCUCGAAGGAGGAGACAGAUGCGAUCAAAUCUUUCGUGAAAGAUUACUGUCAGAUUCAUGGAAUUUCAGAAAAUGACGUGUGUAGGCGUGUUUGGUCGAACGAGAGAAAGAAGGAUGGCUUCUGGGAAGCCCUUCAAAAAGUGUUGCCUUUGAGAUCAAGAGCUUCCCUUUACAAACAUGUGAGACGUGCCUACAAUGUGUUUGAUCUCAGAGGUAGAUGGGGACCCGAAGAUGACGCAGCUCUUGGGAGACUCGCCUCGGAGAAAGAAGGCCAAUGGAAGCAAAUAGGGCUUGAAUUGGGUCGUAUGCCUGAGGAUUGUAGAGAUCGAUGGAGAAAUUAUGUCAAGUGUGGAAAGCAGAGGAACUCUGAUAAAUGGACUGACGAAGAGGAGGAGAGGCUCAAGUCUGUCAUCCACCAGCUGCUGACUGAGGGAAGCCAGGACUCAGUGAUUAAUUGGACCAUGGUGAGUGAGAAGAUGGGCGGAACCAGAUCCAGAAUCCAGUGUCGCUACAAGUGGAAUAAGCUGCUGAGACGAGAGGCCGCGGUCAGGGCCAAAGGAAUUGACAUCAAUGACAGGCUGUGGUUAUUAACAAGAAUGAAACAGGAGCUUGAGUCCGGUUCAGAGGAAAUUCCCUGGGAAACCCUGGCCAGUAUGCAUGAUGCACAAACCUGGACAGCUACUGAUUUUAAGGUGUGUUUCGAGAUUAUGAGGUCCAGCAUAAGGGAUUUCCGUAGGAAGUCGCAGGCUGAAAUUCUGGACCUAUUGCUCCAGGAUCUCUCGAACGACAUUCAACACCAGGCCAAAAUCGCGGAUGCUUUAGGAGGCGAUCAACAUCAGGACGGAGCAUUUGACGAGUCCAAGGUGAAGCCCCAACAUCCAACCGAAAAACAACUGGAGGCCGUGGCCGUUGCGGCAGUCCAAGGCACAGACGACUACAUAUGGAAAUAA
Messenger RNA from Kuraishia capsulata CBS 1993, 1728 nucleotides. RefSeq lists its product as uncharacterized. Gene Ontology annotation, cellular component: nucleus. The transcript has a single exon. The coding region runs from base 1 to 1728 and encodes 575 amino acids. The record is from RefSeq and is a predicted model, not a curated record. Gene Ontology annotation, molecular function: transcription cis-regulatory region binding; DNA-binding transcription factor activity. NCBI's taxonomy places the organism in Eukaryota, Fungi, Ascomycota, Pichiomycetes, Pichiales, Pichiaceae. Gene Ontology annotation, biological process: regulation of DNA-templated transcription.